Molecule: messenger RNA, 6732 nt
Organism: Poecilia latipinna (sailfin molly)
Lineage: Eukaryota; Metazoa; Chordata; Actinopteri; Cyprinodontiformes; Poeciliidae
Gene: spag17
Product: sperm associated antigen 17
Exons: 38
Coding region: 96-5336 (1746 amino acids)
Biological process (GO): axonemal central apparatus assembly; epithelial cilium movement involved in extracellular fluid movement
Cellular component (GO): axonemal central apparatus
Source: RefSeq, a predicted model, not a curated record
CACAAACAUUCUACAUGAAAACUUCAUAGUUUUAACUUCUUAAACCUGGUUUUUGGCGUUGUUUUGUUAAUUUUAUACCCCAUACGUUUUCAGAAAUGCCACCGGCAGGUAAAAAAGGCUCUGGUAAGAAAAGUAGCCCUGUUCAACCUUUUAAUAAGAACUGGGAGGCUGAUCUCGUCAAAGCGCAGUUUGAGGACACUUGGCUUGCCUGUGUGUCUCUCGUUGUUGGAGAUGGCCCAGAAGAAGAGGAAGAACUCAUCAAAUCUCUGGUUUUGAGUUUUGAACAUCCACAGCGCAAACUUUUCUCCCUCAUAUCGUGGGACAGCACAGUUGAAAAGAUCAAUAAGCUGGGGAAUCCCAAAGCAAAAAAAACAGACCCUCUUCCCUUGUUUUAUGAGUCUACUGAGCAUGCCAAGACGUUGCUGGAUGCCGGAGAGGAGAUUCCCGUCGACCUGGUGGCAAAAUUAGUGAAAUUCCAGCUGCUGGAGGUCAAAACCUGUGAUCAGAAGAGACGGGAAGUUGAGCGGCUGAAAAGUGAGGAACAGAAAGAAAAGACUCAGCCUCAAUCUGAUGGCAAGGGCAAACCAAAGGACAAAAAAGAGAAAAAGGGAAAGGGUCAGGCCCCAGGAAAGGGCCAGACUCCUGGUGGAGACAGCUCCAAGGACAAGAAAACCAAGCUCAAACGCAGAGGCGAGCCUGAGACGCCUGUAUAUAUAGAUGAUGAGCCAGAGGAUGGUCCCCAACACUAUAUUCUGAUAGUCGGCUUCCACCAGCCAGACCUGAUAGGAGUACUUAAUACCAUCGGUGUUCAUGUUGCCAAUGUCAUCAAGUUAUGCUCCAAGCACAAAGAAAUCUCUCCAGAACCAGUACAGCUGAUCGUUCAGGAGGAAGCGGAGCAGAGCUCUCCAGUUGUGCCUGCAGAGGUUCCAGAAAGUACCAGGAAGCUCAAGCUGUUCUGGACUCGCCUGAGGUCGGUUUUAGACAGCGGCCCGCCAGACUCUAAGCUCCACGACGUGAUUCAGCUGAGCUACAUCGUCCCAGAUCUCACACUCCCGUUCGAAGUACCAGACCCUAACUCUCUGCUGGAGUUGGGAAACCGGAUGUUUGACGAUGUUGCCAGGCUCAUCUAUGACUGUCUGCAGUGGCGCCGGCAGCAUCUGCACUACAGAGACAAUGUUCGGCUCAUCCCUGUACCCACAGCUGUAACGGAGGAUGUAGAGGUACCUGUUGAGCCCGUUGCUCAACAGAUGCCUCGCUCUAAAAAGAAGCCAACCAAAGCAUCUAGCUUACUACCUUCAGAAAUCAAGCCGUCUAUAACUGUAUCUGUGAACGUGGACAUGUGUUACUAUAGCAAAAUGUUGGACAUGGUUCCCCCUGAAGCCUGUUCUGUACCCCUGAUAUUGCACUGUAUGCUAGAGCAGGUGGUGGUUUCCUCAGAGGUGCCUGUGCUCCCUAUGUUUCCCAUUGUUGAGGAAGAGGACAAAGCUGGCACCGCUCGCUGGUUAGACUGUGAUCUGGUUAGCUAUAUGCUCCAAAGCUUCCUGCCUCUGCUGAACACAGAAGAAGAGAAAAAUCAUUUGUUAAAUGAGGUCCUCGCUACUGUGGAAAAGGAAGAGGACAAGGCGAGACUGAUGAGGAAUUAUGGGGCAGAGCAUGCUCAGAGGCCUGGCGACCCUGUGCUUCUCAGAUACCACGACGACAGGGGAAUACGAUUACAGAACGUCACCGUGGUUAAGGGUUUUAAUCCAGCUCAGGUAGAAACAUCCAUUUUGAAGUCCAGUCCAGUCUUGGAGCUCAUUCAGUCCGUCGCUGAACAGAGAAACGGCGACACCUGCUGGAGGGGAAUGAAACAACAGCUGCAGCACUACUGCACGGAUGAGGGCAUGGCCUGGCCCGAGGUGGAGCGGCUGUUUGAUCAGAGCGUGUUUGAGGCUAUGCCACUGACCACGGUGGACCAGCUGGGUAUUUUACCCAACGAUGAUGAAACACAGCAGACACAGACUGUUAUCCCCUGGGGAAAUCCUUUGUUAUAUGCUAAACAGAAGCUUCAAACCCCACGGACUGUAGAGCCGACAUUUCUCACUGAAGACCCUGGGAACUCAGAGCACCUGAAUGGGGAAAUCUGCAGCCAGCUGGAUUUAUGUGAAAUCCAGAGUUGGAGACAAAGAUGUCUGUUUGACUGGUACUAUACAGAACAUCACAGUGCCACUGUUUUUCCACAGGUUCUGCAAAAGGCCUCAGAGGAAUAUUGUUGCAUGGACAUCUUCAGAGGAAGCUACGCAAACAUCUUGUAUGUUUUUUGCCACAAUCCUAUGAAUUCUCACGGCCUGUCCAAACAUUUCUGGGACGAGGCCCUCCACACUGAUGUCAAGUUCAGAAAAUAUCUGGAGCACGUUGCUGAUAAAAUCUACAACUGGACAAAGGAGGAAGAGGUGAAGAGGGAGGAAAUGCUGAUGAAAAGCCAGAUGCCUCCUGAGACUCCAAAAGACCUCGAAUGCCCCGCAGUGGCGGAAGAAGCUCAGGAACCCGUCAUCAGAAAGGAGUCCCUCAAAGCCUGGAAACUGGAGCAGGAGCGGCUGAAGAGAGAGGAGCUGGACAAAAAAUUAAAGAAGGACACUAAGGGGAAGGACGCUAAGGGGAAAGGCAAAAAUAAAUCAGACGAUAACAAAUCGUCUGACAAGAAAGGCGGCGCUUCGGCUGGUGACAAGAAGGGCAAAGCGGAUAAAAGAGCCAACUCAGCCAAGACCCCCGUCGAAUCUGCCGUUUCCAUAGCAUCUGCUGAUUCUGAAACGGCCUCCCUGAAGAAGGCAGAGGAACCUGACAAUAGAUUCAUUGGCUACACCAUGGACGGACAGCUGAUCCAGGUGUCGGGAUGUGCCCAGCAAAUCUACACCUCAGAUGGAGGACGCGUCACUGUGGAGAACGUGAACUUUGUCGAAGGUUCUUCCCUGAUGAAAGUAGCGUUGAGGAAGGACGGACACCAUUUCUACACGCACGUCAACCACGUUGUUACCAAACACCUGAAACCUCCCAGCGAGCCACAGGACAAAAAGAACACAGAGCAAAAGGACGGAGUGAAAGGUGUUUUAGAGCCAGAAGCAGUGAAGCUGUGUUCCUUCUCAGCAGUCCUUCACAAUCAAAUCCACCUCUCAUACAGUUUCUACGGCGCAACAGGACAAUACAAAGUUUUAGAGAGUCUUGAGGAGGAGGCGACCAAAGAGGAAAUCCCAAAAGCCUCCCCAGAAGAACCCGUCGCUUUGCCUUCUCCCAACUCUGGCACCAUGACGCCGAGGCCGUCCAGUCAGGAGUGUGCAGAGCAGCCCUCUGAGCUGUCGCCUCAGCCGCCGCCUCAGCCGCCGCCUCCGUUCAACAGCCUCAGCCUGUCUGUUCCCAACGGCCUGCUGCUGCAGUUUCAGCUUGACAACUCACAAGGAGAGUCCCCUGAAUAUGGCGUUUUGAUCAGGCAGAGCUUUCCCUUCCACUGUAAACCCGGGAAGGAUCUGCCGGACAAAUCUCUUUCUCAGGAACUGCGUCGCAUCAUUACCAACCAGGGAGUCGUGAUUCGUUACCUGAGAGACGGCGCCGCAGAGUUGCUGUUUGCAGAUGGAUCGGUCAGUUUCAGCCCAGGUCCAGGUUCAGCUCCAGCUCCAGCUCCAGCUCCAGGUCCGGUAUCUGAUGAUGAGCGGACAGAGGAGACCUCAGAGAAGGAAAAUGAGCGUCAGAAACGGUCGUGGCAGACGACCACUUCAACUGGAGAUCGGAUUUGGACCACUGGGCCAACAUACAGCGUCGUACCCACAACCUCUCUGUGCACCUUCUUGGCCACAGACCCCGUCACCCAGGAGGUGAUGCUGACCCGGGAAGAUCUGGUGGUUACAGUCAAGAGCCCAGAUGGAUCUGUUAUUGCUGAUCAUGCAGACGGAACAAGGAUCACCACCCUCUUUCUAGUCACACCACCUAACGAGGAGGCGUCCAAUUGUGUGACCAAACCAGAGGAGCAUGAAGAUGUUUGUGACAAAGGAGAAGGGAUGAGCGAAACCUCGGAAACCCACGAAUUGAACGAAACGGUUUCAAAUGGUAAGAGUGAGGAAGAAAAAGACUCGACCAGAGAGCGGGUGGUGAUUGUGGAGAAGGAGGGCUGCGCAUCGGUAGUGAUGUACCCGAAACGCCACGCAGCUCACGUGUUUCUAGCCGAUGGAACCAUCAUCACUGGGAACAACCAAGCGGAGUACGAGGUGUUCCCGUCUAGAGACGGGUUUCUGCACAUCCAAACUGAUGGGAAAUGUGUUUACACCUCUGACCUGGAGCCAAAUGCUUCCUCCCCCUCCAACCGACCAGGAGUUUACACCAUGAGUCACACAGACGAAGUGGUGUGUGAUGUUUCAGACAAGAACGGAAACCACUUCCAGGUGGUAGAAUGUGGACAGACUUUGCUGCUAACUACUAGUCCCGCUCCAGAAACUCCUACACAAGAGGAAGAAGAGGAGACAGACAAAUCAAGGGCCACGCUUGAUGUGAAACACAAAGAUCGUUGUCCCAGGAUUUUUCUGGUGUAUGAAGACGGUUCAGGCACUGAACUGCUGAACUCUCACACUGUGGAGGAGCUGCUCCAAGAGGCGUACUCUGACCCCACCAUCGCACUGCUCAAGGAGCCUCUGCCAGACAGACUGGACGAGUUUGGCAUCACCAUCCUGAAGCCGGGCCACCAGAGCGUCUGGUCCAAAUGGGUGCUAAAGAAACAAAACCCUGACAUCACCCCUCCAAACCUCAGGAACCGCUCCGAUGAGUUCCACACUGCAGAGGUCAGCCCUCCGCUUGGUUCUGGUACCAGCGUUGCUCUGUCUCAGAAGGAGCGAUGUGCCAGUUCUUUAGCGCGGCAGCGUGUCUGGAGCUGCCCGAGAGUCCUGGAGAUCAGGGAACUCUCCCAGCACCGACCCUUCACCUCGGUGUUCCGAGACGCUGUAGAUUCACGGCUGAAGGGCUACAUCGAGUGGCUGAUAAAGAGAGAGGUGCUGGCAGAGCAGAUGAAAGUGAAAGAGCUUCGCAGUGACGAGGAGACUGCUCAAGCCACAGAUCUCCUCAGUCUCAUUCUGUCUUUUGCAGAGUUGGACGAUGAGAGUCACGGUUCUGAUUCCAGGAGCUCAGAUGUGAAAACUAAAUCAGUUGCAGCGGACUAUGCCAGUAUGUACAGUCAGGGAGUCAAAGCAUCAGCUGAGCAGUCAAUUCUUUCAGAAGAAACUGACAACUUGGGUGCUGAUGACACCUUGGAUAAAUCACAGCUUUCUACUGCUAGAAAAGAGUCGAGAUGGACUGAAAGACAUGAGCUGUACAGGUAAACCGAGAUGUAGACACUAUUUUAUUUAUAAAUGUGGCAAAUCUUUAUUUUUUUACUUACUUUACAAAAACACAUAGCCUUACAAGCACCUCAACAACUGGGUCUAGAAAUAAAACUAUAUACACACAUGAACAGCAGGAGGCAUCGGAUUUAACAAAAUCCAGUCUAUCCAAUGUCCAUAUACAGUCUUUUUAUAGCUAAUCCAUUUGCCCCAUUUUUCUUGAGUGUUUUUUCCUUCAGUCUUAAGGUGAGUGUAAUUUUUUCCAUUAGAAAUAUUUCUUGAACAAUAUCAGUCCUACUGAUUGUGCGUGGGUGGUUCAGGUUUGAGCCUUUUCCAAAUUACUGCUUUUCUUAUUGCUGUCAGAAGUAUUUUUCACCAAGUACUGGAAACGCCAAUUAAAAAUAAAUAAAUAAAAAUAAGUUAUUGCAAUAAAAAUUUCACUUUUUCCGCAUCUCACGAGUCAUGUGUUCCACACCAAAUGUUACUACUGGCGGAAAAGACGAAGACGACAGGAAGUAAUUGAAGGUUUUGUGGCUAUGUAUUCAGAUGCUGACAGUGAAGCGAUAUUAAAUCUAACAUAAUCUUAUACAUACAGUUCAUACUUCCAAUCUGAAUCUUUUUACUCUAUAGUCAUUUUAAGUAGGGCCUUGAGUUGAAUCUCCUGGGCAACUUGAGUCUCUCCGCGGCGUUGGACGCGUUGCCAUGACAACGUUCGAGCCAGACCAAUCGGAGCCGGUUUGGCACCGGCCUCUUCUUCCACGCCGUGUCGGGACAGAGAAACAACUGCUGCGUUCAUCCACCUGCGCUGUUGUAAAACUCUCCUAACAGCAUCUGAGUAAGAGACGUCUGGAAAUCCACACCGUCCUAUUUUAGGACCGCCUUCGCCCGUUUCUACGCUUUGCGUCGGAGUAUCACGUCGGGCAAUUUUCGCCUACUAGAAUUUUCUCUUGCCUGUUUGAGAAUCAUUUCCUUUAUCUUGGGGAAAGUUGAUCAGUAUCGACCUAGAUGGUGCGUUGGGGUUCGGUUUUAUUAAUGCGAGUGAACAAUGUUUCCGCUUUUUGCGGCGUCUGCCGAGUCGCAGCCAUGUUCUUUGCCUUUAGCAUUAGCAUCAUCUUCUAGCACUUUCUUUGCUUCAACUUGGCGCCUGUAUAUCCGGUUUUCCUGUCGUCUUUCUGUUCUUUGCUUUAGUUCCGCAACCCCUUUGAAUAGUAAUUGAACUAAUAUUCCGAUUUAGAUGUAUGCACAGUUGAUAGCCCAACAGCGCAGAACACUCACUCACUCCAACCGUCCAUUUUCAUCCGUUGCCAACUAUUCAGCACAUUUUCCACCUUAGGUUUCUGCUUUUUGUUUUAGAAAAAAGAGCAAAGGUGCUAAAUUAGGGUUACCUUAAUCUCAU